CUCAACAGAGGGCGCUGUGUUUUCAUGCCAGGUCAUCUCGCUGCCCUUGAAGUUGAACUGAGCAAACUUUUUAGCUGGAACUGCCGGCCGUUCGCGUCAAGAGCUGAAGAAAGUGACUCCGUGAAAUGGCUAAGCUCAGAUUUGAUGGGCGUGUUGCACUCAUCACCGGUGCAGGUGGAGGCCUUGGAAGGGAAUAUGCCUUGAUGUUUGCUGCUCGAGGUGCUUCAGUAGUUGUGAAUGACCUCGGAGUGGACAGGCAAGGUAAAGGGACGGGCACCAAGAUGGCCGACAAGGUCGUGGAGGAGAUCCGGGCUAAAGGAGGCAAAGCAGUGGCCAACUACGAUUCUGUUGAAGAUGGAGAAAAACUUGUUCAGACUGCACUGGACAACUUUGGCCGAAUUGAUAUUGUCGUCAACAAUGCUGGCAUCAUUAGGGAUCGCUCCUUUGCCAGAAUCAGCGAUACGGACUGGGAUCUGAUUCACAAGGUGCACCUUCGAGGGUCCUUCCUGGUGACUCGUGCCGCCUGGCCCCACAUGAAGAAGCAGAAAUACGGCCGCAUCAUCAUGACAUCAUCAGCAUCUGGAUUGUACGGCAACUUUGGCCAGGCCAACUACAGUGCUGCCAAAAUGGGUCUUGUCGGGUUGUCCAGCACUGUGUCAAUAGAGGGCGCCAAAUACAACAUCACCUGCAACACCAUUGCACCCAUAGCCGCCUCCAGGCUCACUGAAGACAUCAUGCCUGAAGAGAUUUUCAACCUGAUGAAGCCAGAGUACAUUGCUCCCGUCGUGCUUUACCUGUGCCAUGAGGACUGCACGGAGACCCACGGCAUAUUUGAAGCUGGGGCAGGCUGGGUUGGACAAGUCAAGAUCCAGAGAGGGAAGGGUGUAGUUUGCUCGACUGAAGCGGAAAUGCUCACGCCAGAAGCAGUUCGAGACAACUGGGCUUCUGUCUGUGAUGUGAGUGAGUGUGACUACCCAAACGCAGCCGGAGAGAGUACUUUUUUGGUUGUACAAUCCCAUGAGGAGACCAAGAAUCAGCCUGCAAAACGCCGCAUUGUCAGGUCCAGCACAGCAGCCGAUGGUGGAUUCAAUCCGGACCUUGCCAUAGGUCAGAAGUUUCCGUCUAGCCACGUCACUGUCUCUCCAAAUGAUGUCAUCCUGUAUGCUUUAGGAGUGGGUGCAUCCACAGUUCAGCCCGAUCACCUCAAGUUCCUUUUUGAGCUGAGUGAGGAUUUCAGCACCCUGCCUUCCUACGGCGUGAUCCUGGGACAGAAGGGAAUGGCUAAUCUCUUCAUGGGGAGCGUCCCCGGUCUGCAAGAUAUAGACAUCACUAAGAUUCUUCACGGGGAGCAGUUCCUAGAAGUCUAUAAGCCUAUCCCUACGUCUGGUACCUUGUCUAGUCAAUGUGAAGUCGCUGAUAUCCUGGAUAAGGGAUCUGGUGCUCUCAUCCUGAUAGAUGCUAAGGUCUACGACGAGAACAAAGAGCUUGUGUGUUCCAGCCAGGCGUCCAUUUUCCUCGUUGGAGCGGGCGGCUACGGUGGAAAGAAGACAUCCAACAAAGUCAAGGCAACCGUUAAGCCCCCAACACGUGCUCCCGAUGCCUCCAUAAAGGAAACGACCACUAAGGAUCAGGCCGCCGUCUAUCGCUUGACCGGGGACGCCAACCCACUCCACAUUGACCCAUCAUUUGCUGCCAUGGGAGGUUUUGCUCAGCCCAUCUUGCACGGUCUCUGCUCCUUCGGUUUUUCUUGUCGCCACGUCCUGAAGCAGUACGCCGACAACGACGUCACCAAAUUUAAGUCUGUUAAGUGCCGCUUUGCUAAGCCUGUUCUGCCGGGUCAGACCAUUCAAACUGACAUGUGGAGAGAAGGCAACCGCAUCCAUUUCCAAACUAAGGUUGCUGAGACAGGAACUGUGGUGAUCUCAGGGGCUUAUGUGGACAUGAUCAACCUUGCUCCCCAGCCUGCAGCUACAGAGCCAUCAUCGGCCGGAGGCCUGCAGUCUGAUCUGCUCUUCCAGGAGAUGAGCCGUCAGCUUCCCAACAACCCUGACGUAGCCAAGAAAGCUAAGGGGGUGUUCUUGUACAACCUCUCCAAGGGAGGCAAACAGGCAGGCCAGUGGACUGUUGAUAUGAAGACUCCAGGCGGUGCUGUGUACAAAGGUACGCCCAAGAACGGCAAACCUGACGUCACUGUAAACAUGUCAGACGAAGACUUUGUGGCCAUAGCCGCUGGCAAACUCAACCCUCAGCAGGCUUUCAUGUCGGGUCGCCUCAAGGUCAAAGGUAACAUCAUGUUGCUGCAGAAGAUGACCCAACUGCUGAUGACCAACGCUAAGCUGUAGACAACCCAAGCCAAAGUCCAGAACACCCCAGCCAAGAUCUAGGUUGCCCUAGCCGAGCAAGGCUGGGGUGUGUGGGACGAUAGCCACCUGACACUUAACAAAUCUACCUGAAUACAGGUGGUAUAAUUAUCGUUAAAGCCCUAAGGAUCAUUUGCAAUUAGCCGGAAUAGUACCUACCGAUAUAACAACUCAAACCUUGCUACAAGUGACUAUAGGACUAGUACCAACUGCCCAUUAUUAUUCCACCUGAAAUGGUGAUGUUUGGAAGGAAACUAUAAUUGAAGGUGGUUUCAAUAAGGCCAACAAAAAUAAGUCUCCAGUUUCUGGUAUGCGCACCCGUCGCCGUAGCCAUGCGCG
Molecule: messenger RNA, 2699 nt
Organism: Patiria miniata (bat star)
Lineage: Eukaryota; Metazoa; Echinodermata; Asteroidea; Valvatida; Asterinidae
Product: peroxisomal multifunctional enzyme type 2-like
Exons: 22
Coding region: 126-2342 (738 amino acids)
Molecular function (GO): oxidoreductase activity
Source: RefSeq, a predicted model, not a curated record